Messenger RNA from Helicoverpa armigera (cotton bollworm), 2469 nucleotides. Its product is annotated as putative fatty acyl-CoA reductase CG5065. Gene Ontology annotation, molecular function: alcohol-forming very long-chain fatty acyl-CoA reductase (NADP+) activity. Lineage: Eukaryota; Metazoa; Arthropoda; Insecta; Lepidoptera; Noctuidae. Gene Ontology annotation, biological process: long-chain fatty-acyl-CoA metabolic process. The transcript is spliced from 9 exons. Gene Ontology annotation, cellular component: peroxisome. The coding region runs from base 237 to 1790 and encodes 517 amino acids. The record is from RefSeq and is a predicted model, not a curated record.
GGUUGCUGCUGUUAUACAACUUCAGUUAGCACGCGCCCGCGCACGCCACGCCGCGUCUCGCACUGUUGGAUCACAACAUAUAACCGGUGUUCACGCGUUCUGAACAAAUUUUCACUUUCCGUUGCGUUUAUUUUGCCGUUUACUCUACCUAUCUGCUGUUAGUCAGUCUGAGUGCUUCUAAAUUAAGUGGUGUGAUAUAAUUUUUUGUUGUUGGAUCCUGGAUUUUUUCCGCCAUAAUGACAUCGGAGGUGAACGAGUGGUACAAAGGCCGUAGCGUCCUAGUGACUGGAGCACUAGGGUUAAUGGGCAAGGUCUUGAUAGAGAAGCUGCUGUAUAGUGUACCGGACUUGGGCUGCGUGUACGCACUCGUGCGGUCCAAGCGCGGCAAGUCACCGGAGACACGCAUCGAAGAAAUGUGGAAACUACCAUUGUUCCAAAGAAUAAGAGAGGAGAAGCCACACGUCAUGAAGAAGCUGAUUCCUGUGACCGGCGACAUCAUGUAUGAUGAGCUUGGUAUCAGUGCUGAUCGCUUGAAUGACAUCUAUAACGAGGUAUCGAUAGUAUUUCACUUCGCGGCAAGCUUGCGGCUCGAGGCGCCCCUGAAGGAGGGUCUGGAGAUGAAUACCAAGGGCACCCUGAGGGUCCUGACCAUGGCAAAGAAGAUGAAGAAGCUCGUCGCUUUCCUACAUCUGUCUACCGCCUUCUGUUACCCUGACUAUGAAAGAAUGGCUGAAAAGGUGUUCGAUCCCCCAGCAGAUCCUCACGAGGUGCUCCGCGCGGCCAGCUGGCUAACAGAAGAGCAGCUGAACCUUCUAGCACCUUCCAUCUAUCAGAAACACCCCAACUCCUACACGUACUCUAAACGCUUGGCCGAAGCGCUGGUCAGGGAGAGCUACCCAGAGUUACCUGCCGUUGUUGUCCGACCUAGCAUAGUGACUCCAUCAUACAAGGAGCCAACUCCAGGCUGGGUGGACAACUUGAAUGGCCCCAUAGGGCUCAUGGUGGGCGCGGGCAAGGGCGUCAUACGAUCCAUGCACUGCUAUGGGCAUUACCAUGCAGAGGUGAUUCCCGUUGAUAUCGCCAUCAACAGCAUCGUUGUCAUUGCUUAUAAAACUGGCAAGGAUACUCAGAGGCAACCUGAGAUCCCAGUCUACAAUCUAACAACAGGUGACGACCGCAACACGACGUGGAAGCAAGUCCUGGACAUCGGCAAGGCGACAGUCCGCAAGUUCCCCUUCGAAGGGCCGCUGUGGUACCCCGACGGCAACAUACGCCACAACAAGUUCAUUCACGACCUCUGCGUCUUCUUCUACCACAUCGUUCCGGCGUACUUCAUUGAUUUCCUGCUCUUCAUCUUUAGGCAGAGACGAUUCAUGGUGCGAAUUCAGAAUAGAAUCACUAUCGGAUUAGAGGUCCUGCAAUACUUCACGACCAGAGAAUGGUGGUUCGACACAAACAACUUCAAGUCUUUGGUGGGCCUGCUGAACCCGGUCGAUAAAGAAACCUAUCCUAUGGACCUGACAAUCAUAGAGGAUGAACCUUAUAUAGAAAGCUGUAUGAUUGGCGGCAAACUCUAUUGUCUGAAGGAGAAACUGGAGAAUUUGCCCAAAGCUAGACUUCAGAAUCACAUUCUGUACAUACUAGAUCGCCUGGUAUCCCUGGUGUUCUACCUGGUACUUCUAUACUGGAUCGUGUCGUACUUCGAACCGGCCCGGGAGCUGCUGUCCUACGGCGGGCCGGCAGUAAGGUACCUACCGCUCGUCGGCAAGGCAGUGUUUAGAGACGCUUAGAUUAUUUGUACUGGGGCCCGAUUCUCCUAAGUUAAUAAUGUCAAAAUCGAAUAGAAAUCGAAUCGCAAUAUGAUCGCAAUAGCAGUUUUAACCAUAUCGGGCAUUCUGCUACUAAUAAAAGACCAAUCGUAUUCGAUUGACAUUUGAUUGGUGUGCGAUUGGUCUGCUAUUUUGUUAAUUUUGGUCUAUACGGUAGUUUGCUGUACAAUCAUUUUGCAAUCGUAAAUCAUUUGCAGACAAAAUGAUUCAUUAUUGAAUGACAGAAAAGGAUAAAAACGUUUAUUUCAAAGAAAAAAUAGCGGAAUGCCACAUACGCUUCAAUCGUAAUCGAGUCGGAAUCUGAUCUCAGUCGAAUCGAGUUGAACGUCAGUCGUAUAUCGCUUAAGUAAAAUUAGGAGAAUCGGGCCCCUGGAUAUUUAAUUAAGUAUAGGUAACUGUAACUAUUUUGGAAGAGGUUGGUUUGUAGUAUCUGCUAGUAUUUUUUAUUGCAGUUUUUUUUAUGUUUUUAGUUCUUAGGUGCAAGUUGUUACUCUUUUUUUAGAGUGCUAUGUUUUUAUGUGUGUGUUCAAAAUUGUAUCCAUCAAUUAGAAAAUAUAAUACAGGCACAGUGAAAUGCAAAACGAUGGUAUGUACUGUUUAUCUGUUACAAACUCAAAUGCGUUUGUCGACGAAAAAAUCG